UUUUUGCCCAAACCGAAAGAAAAUGGAACGGUUUUCUGCUAUCUUCCUCUCCCAAUUCACAGUGGCCUGCCUGUGUUUAUAAAUGGUGCGUUUGCAGUGGAUUCCAAUAGGCGUUGUUUGCAAGGUAAACUUGAAGACGACAAGAGAUGCUAUGGCGAGGAAUGGAAUAAUGUUCUAAUGACUGAUUCCAUAUCUACUGCUUAUUUGUGCCUCCUUGAGGAUCUUAAGAAAAUUCUCCCUGGAGACGGAUCUUAUGUUUUCCAUUCACUGUGGCCAAAGGCUUUUGACGUAACAGAACAAUUCCGGUCUAUUACAAAGUCGUUCUACAAGCAAAUUGCUAAUGGAACCCAUGCUCUGUUCUCCAAUGGAAGAAAAUGG
Porites evermanni is the source of this 378-nucleotide messenger RNA. NCBI's taxonomy places the organism in Eukaryota, Metazoa, Cnidaria, Anthozoa, Scleractinia, Poritidae. The record is from the annotation of a GenBank genome assembly.